AUGGACAGCGCGAUUGAAUCGUUUUCUACAGGCCCGCCCAUCUACCGACCUCCAAAGGGUCGGAUGGUGCUUGGUGAGGGGCCGAUCUACCGAGCCAGCGACUCCACACUGCACUGGUUUGACUGUCUGUCCUCUCCGUGCGAGCUUUACAUUCUUCCGACCGACCCAGAAACUGGCUCUCCUACGGGCGAGGAAGCUCGGAUUCUGCCUCUUUCCGACAGUGUCAGCGUUGCAGCAUUCCGUCAAAACAAGCCUGGUAGCUAUAUCGCGGCAUAUUAUCAGGGUGUUUGCUUUUUAGACGAGGCAAGCGGAACCUUUGAAGUCGUUCGUGAGAUCAUUCCCACGGCUGAGAGAGAUCAACGACGAUUCAACGAUGGUGGUGUUGAUGCUGCCGGUCGCUUUUGGCUAGCGGAAAUAGACGUUCGAGCUACAGCUUUCGACAUGGACCACUGGCCUGAGAGCUAUGGCGAACCUAAGGGGAGGCUGUGGAGGUAUGAUCCCGACGGCAGCUUGCAUCUGAUGAUCCCCGGUGGGAUUUUGUGUGGCAAUGGAGUGAAAUGGAGCCCUGAUAACAAGACGAUGUACUUGAAUGAUUCCAUGGGCAUGAAAAUCACGUCGCUCGACUUUGACCUUGAAACUGGGAAUGUUUCAAACCAGCGGACCCUCGUCGACUUUCGAGCCGCCAAGGCAGAGCCAGAUGGGUUGGUUACAGACAAUGAUGGCAACUUGUGGGUAGCCGUGUACUCUACCGGGAAAGUCAUGGUUUUCAACCCCGAAGGUAAAAAGCUCAAUGAGAUUGAAUUGCCCGCCAGAUAUCCAACAUGUCCUACUUGGGGUGGCAAGAAUCAUGACAUUUUGUACCUGUCAACCGCGAGAGACCGUACGGAUAAUCCGGAUCCCAAUGAUGAUGGUGGACACAUGUACAUGUUCAAACCAUCGCAGGCUCAAGGGCAAGCCAAGUAUGAGUUUGCGGGCUAG
Penicillium waksmanii is the source of this 978-nucleotide messenger RNA. RefSeq names its product SMP-30/gluconolactonase/LRE family protein. NCBI's taxonomy places the organism in Eukaryota, Fungi, Ascomycota, Eurotiomycetes, Eurotiales, Aspergillaceae. Bases 1 to 978 code for a protein of 325 amino acids. The record is from RefSeq and is a predicted model, not a curated record. Gene Ontology annotation, biological process: L-ascorbic acid biosynthetic process. Gene Ontology annotation, molecular function: gluconolactonase activity; calcium ion binding. The transcript has 3 exons.